ACAACACAGCACCGUAGGACACCGCCAAGAUUAGUUUGAUGGCUAACUCAACAAUAUAGCUGGGCUUGUAGUGGCUCCGCUAGCUAACCUCCAUAGCGAGCUAGCUAGCCUGCCUCACACCACCACCCUCACUCCCAGCCAGCACCAGGCUUCACCCGAAACGGGUGUUUACGACCUCUAAAGUAGCAACAAAGCCAAAACUUAUAAUGACGACACGAAGUGUGGAAACUUAGCUGAGUUUCAGUUCUGUAAUGAAGCGAAUGUGGAGGAUCUGAACUGUCCAUCUUCCUCCAGGGAAAGUAGACCAGAAGCUGAAACGUGCAGUGGGGAAGACGCUCUUGCAGCCUCUGCAAGAGCCAAACAUGAUGGCAAGAGAUGGUGGCCUCAAAGAAACCAGUGGAGAGCUGAAGGUUUUUACCACUCAGAACGUGAGUCCUGGAACAGGUGCUGUGGUGUCUCUCGUGACUGUCCAUCCUUCUUCUGUCACCGGAGUGAAGCAGAUAAUGCCUAAAGCGCUCGGUGCCCCUGGCGUUAAUGUGCUUUCACAUGUGGUGAUCGGCACUCCUCAGAGGCCCACUGCUCCUGCUGGUGCUGCUCUAUUAACCAGCCCCAGAACUCCCAGUGCUCAGUUCCUCACACCACAGACACACACGCGAGAGUCUUCGCCCUGGUCCAGUGGACGCAGCAGUAGAAGAGGGGACAAGAAUGGGAAAGGCUUGAGACAUUUCUCCAUGAAGGUAUGCGAGAAGGUUCAGAAGAAAGGUGUAACCUCCUAUAAUGAGGUCGCAGACGAGCUGGUGACUGAGCUGAGUUCUGGAGACAACAUCUCUCCCAAUGAAUCCCAUGUUUAUGACCAGAAGAACAUUCGGAGGCGGGUAUAUGAUGCACUAAAUGUCCUAAUGGCGAUGAACAUCAUCUCCAAAGACAAGAAGGAAAUCAAAUGGAUCGGCUUCCCAACCAAUUCUGCUCAGGAGUGCAAGGAACUGGAGGCUGAGCGCCAGAGACGACUUGAAAGAAUCAAGCAGAAACAGUCCCAGCUUCAAGAGCUUAUACUACAGCAAAUAGCCUUCAAGCGCCUAGUGCAAAGGAAUCGCGAGGCAGAGCAGAAGAACCACAGACCUCCUCCCAAUACGGUCAUCCACCUCCCCUUCAUCAUUGUGAACACCAGCAAGAAGACAGUCAUCGACUGCAGCAUCUCAAAUGACAAGUUUGAAUACCUGUUUAACUUUGACAACAUGUUUGAGAUCCACGAUGACAUCGAGGUGCUGAAGCGCAUGGGCAUGGCGUUUGGGCUCGAGUCAGGCAAAUGUACGCCAGAAAAUCUGAAGAUAGCCCGGACCCUUGUACCUAAAGCUCUGGAACCGUAUGUAACAGAUAUGGCACAAGGCAUCCACAAACAGCCCAAUGGAGGCUAUUCUCGUACAAACAGUGAUAACGGAGCUGUUGCCACUGUGGCCUCCAGCUCCAACAGCUCAUACCAUGGCAGCUCUCGUGAUACUCCAGCAUCCUUCCUGGAAGACGAGGAGGAGGAGGAUGAUGAGGAUGACGAGGACUUUGAUGAUGACGAUGAUGAAGAUUAACUCCUUUGCCCUGCCUUUGCGUUAGUCUGCACCGCCUGCAGCAUGGCGGUGUGUGUGGAGUGAGAUGUAUGUUCUAAUAAGAGGUUUCUGUUCUUCUGUGGCCUCUACAAAUCCUCAUAUGGUUGUAUGUUCUAGCAACCCUUCACAGUCUGCUGAGCAAAGUGCAGCUGCCUUGUAAAGGACCUCAGUGGUGCUUUGGAAACAGACUUUUUUUUUUUUCAGUGUUUUUUGUUUUGUUUUGUUUUGUUUUGUUGUUUUUUUCCCCUUUUUAUCCCCCUUUAACUGUUUAUGAUUCUGUUGAAACACUUUUUGCAUUCUGUUGGAAGUUGAGACCUAAUGCUCAUGUGAUCACUUUUCCUGUCCAAAGAUUCAUACAUGAAUUGUAAUAUGGAAAGCCAUUUUCUUAACAUUCAGCUUGAUGUGGCAGAUUUUUUUUUUAACUGUUCCCUUACUUCUUUUCAUACAGGCAACUAUUUUUCUUACCUUAGAAGGUUUUUGGAAUGAUUGAACACUUUCCACCGAGUGUCCCAUUAUAAUAACCUUUGAUCUGUAAUUCCAAAGGCAGUAUCUCUAGUUAAGAAUGAAUAUUAAAUUUCUGCAGGUGUUCAUUUUUAUGUAAAUUCCUUUUUUUACAAUUAUUUUUUAAAGAACAACAAAUAUCCUACAGAUAAUAUACAUUUUAUAUGGGUUUAUAUGGACGUGGGGUUGUUCUGUAGUUCUUCUGUGUGUCUAAGCUUCUUAUUUCAGGAAGGGCUAAGAAAAGCAUAAGGUAUUUGUAAUCUUUUAUUCAUAUCUUUAUGACUUACUGUAUGCUGAUAAUUAACUUACAUACAAUUUUAAAUUAAGAAAAUACAUUUUUGGACAAGUAAAUACAACUUGAUUUUUUUUUUUUUUUUUAAAUUCUUAAUAUUGUCUCUAAUACAAAGGUUGAUUUGCAAAGCAAGUUUUUUGUGUUAUUGAUUCAUACUGGAAUGACAUGGAAAAUAAAAUUUAAAAAAGGCACAAACGUAAUCUUGAACAUGGCUAACUCAGUGCGGUUAAAUGAAAGACCACUUUUCCUUCGUAGGGAUCGUAGAUGUUCUGAUAAGCGAUGUUGUUGGCCAUUACCCUGCACUGGAUCACCGCAUGCCUCUGGUUAAUGAGAUCAAAUUUUACAGCCACCAGCGGAUUCACGUAGGAUGGCUAGGAGAGAAUACAACACAAGUUCACUGAGACGUGAUGUUUACAGAUAUUUCUAUGAAAGAGCAGAAUACACGUUGAAGGUGCUGACCUGGGCCAGCUUGCCAUAGUAUGGAAAGUAUGAGAGGUCGAGAGUUCCAUUAACAGGAUAGUACUCAUAGCCACGAACAUUAUCUUGACCCUCCUAUAAACAGACAAACGCUUCCCGUUAGGCUUAUCAGUGAUAUCAGUGUUUGACAUCCAUCGACUAAUAUGGUCCACACUCACCAGCACGGUGCAGUUCACAUAUGGUGCGUGUCCUGUUCCGUUGUUUGGCAGGAAAUUGAUGACCUGAGAACAACAACGAGUAAAUACUCAAAUUCACUGUAAGCCAGCCUUUGGAUUAUUUCUACACAACCCUAACUUACCCUGUUCAUCUUGAUGAUUACACAUGGCUGAGCAGUGUUGUAACCAAAUGUGGGG
Pangasianodon hypophthalmus (striped catfish) is the source of this 3221-nucleotide messenger RNA. RefSeq names its product transcription factor Dp-1, b (gene tfdp1b). NCBI's taxonomy places the organism in Eukaryota, Metazoa, Chordata, Actinopteri, Siluriformes, Pangasiidae. Gene Ontology annotation, biological process: regulation of cell cycle; regulation of transcription by RNA polymerase II. The record is from RefSeq and is a predicted model, not a curated record. The coding region runs from base 363 to 1580 and encodes 405 amino acids. Gene Ontology annotation, molecular function: DNA-binding transcription factor activity, RNA polymerase II-specific; RNA polymerase II transcription regulatory region sequence-specific DNA binding. The transcript is spliced from 12 exons. Gene Ontology annotation, cellular component: transcription regulator complex; nucleus.